This is a messenger RNA of Brettanomyces bruxellensis, 348 nucleotides long. RefSeq lists its product as uncharacterized. Bases 1 to 348 code for a protein of 115 amino acids. The record is from RefSeq and is a predicted model, not a curated record. Lineage: Eukaryota; Fungi; Ascomycota; Pichiomycetes; Pichiales; Pichiaceae. The transcript is spliced from 2 exons.
AUGGCACAAGGAAAGUUGAAGUUGGCUAAGAAAAAGCCACAUAGAGUGACAAAGAGGCAGAGAAAUCCAAAAGCCAAAGCCAGAAAAAUCUUCAAGCCAAAGAAAAUCUCUUUUAGAGAAAAAGAGUUGCACAAACUUGACAAAAAAGAGAGAGGGCGACUUUGGGAGGCAACAGAAAAGGCAAUAUCCGCCAAGAUUGGCCAUUUGGAGUUGUUGAAGGGUACUAGAAGGGAAAUCGAGGCUAAUGAAAAAAAAGCAAAGCAAAAAAAAUUUGGCGAAACGCCUGACACUGAUGAUGUGCAGGAUGCAAAGAAGCUCAAAAAGGCACGUGUUGAUGCCGAAAAGUGA